ACCUCCCCCAAUGUAAGGACCAAGUCUUUAUCUCUCAUAUCCCCUCUCACUGUUUUUUUUUAUAGUGUUUGAUGGAGAUUAGGUUUUGAUGAUCACAGUAGCCCCACAACUACUUCUAGGCUCCAAAGACCUGACCUUUCUUUGUUAAAGACCCAAGAAUUUUCCUUUGCAUUCUCUCUCUGAAUUUAACACCCCAAAACACUCUUGGGUUUCUUCUUUCUUUCUGGUUCAGUUUUUUUCUUCCUUUUUUCUUUAAAGGUUGCAAAUUUGAGUGAGAGAGAGAGAGAAAGGAAAAAAAAUGGAUUAUUAUGAACAGCUUGCUGCUAGGCCCUCUUAUCAAGAUUCUCUCAAGGUUCUUGAGGCUGAUGUUCAGCAUGCCAAUAUGCUGGCAGCUUCCAUACCAAGAAGCAAGGGUGGUACGUUUCUUCAAAUGAAAUUGGUUUACAAUCAGUUGGCACCAAUUUUCCUGUUUUUGCUUCAAUGGAUUGAUUGCUCGUCUUCAUGUUUACUUGCAAGUUACUUGAAUCUUUUCGACAUAGUUGUAUAUAAGGUGCGCUCAGACGGGAGGGCAAAUAUCUCUUCUUAUGGAAGAAAAGCUACUACCAGUCAAUUCUACAAUAUUAUAUUACCGUCCCUUCAGCGUCUCCAUGGUGAUUCCUUGGAUGUGGAUAUCACCCAAGAGGAAGAUCUAGAGAUGGUUGUAAAAAAGAGAUAUGAGGAUAAGAUAAAGCUUUCUGAUGUUGAAGUGGAGAGAGAAAGGGAAUGUGGUAUCUGCUUAGAGCCUUGCACCAAAAUGGUUUUGCCAAAUUGCUGCCAUGCCAUGUGUAUCAAUUGCUACCGUGACUGGAACACAAGGUCAGUGUCUUGCCCAUUUUGCCGGGGAAGUAUAAAGAGAGUGGAUUCCGGGGACUUGUGGGUUCUGACAUGCGGAAGUGAUGUGGUUGACACUCAAACUGUUUUGAAGGAGGACAUGUUGCGGUUUUAUCUUUUUAUUAACAGUCUGCCUAAGGAUGUCCCCGAUGCUCUGUUCGUAAUGUACUAUGAAUACUUAAUAUGAUCUAACAUACAAAAUGAUGUAUAGAGAAAUAGCCAACCGUCACAUGUACAGAGUCUGGUAAGGCUUUCAUGUGGAAAGUUUUAUUUCCUUGUUCUAGUUGUGCAAAAUAAUGUACAUGCUGUAUGUAAGAGACGAAAUAUGAAUAUAAAUGAGUCAUCUCUUUCCGCAUGCAA
Molecule: messenger RNA, 1230 nt
Organism: Rosa rugosa (rugosa rose)
Lineage: Eukaryota; Viridiplantae; Streptophyta; Magnoliopsida; Rosales; Rosaceae
Product: E3 ubiquitin-protein ligase AIRP2-like
Exons: 5
Coding region: 299-1057 (252 amino acids)
Biological process (GO): protein ubiquitination
Molecular function (GO): ubiquitin protein ligase activity
Source: RefSeq, a predicted model, not a curated record